UUUCAGUGGACAUGAUUUGGUGCUGAAACGAAGAAAUGCAAUUGGAACUAGUUAGAAAUGCUCUCUGAACUGAUCAUUUCCUCUACAUUGCUAUUGAACGCUAUCACUGUUAUAAAUUUCAAACUAUCUAAAACAAGUCAUUUCGACUCCUUUGUAAUUGUCGAAGGUGAAAACCGAUCAGUCGCAGAUCGUGUACGGGAUUUUCUUCGGGCAUUGCGUAAUUUUCGAGUAUUCAUCGCUUUGUGGAAUAUUUUCAUCAUUUCUCUGAUGUUUAUGUUUUUCUCACACUAAAAGCUUUCCAAAUAUGCAUUCGAUAAAUAUCCAAGAUGCUGUUUCUUUGAGUUCUACGACUGGGUCUGCACGAGAAGCCUACAGCAAAUGGAGCGAAAAGAGGACAUUUGGCGAUAUUCCGAACGGUUUAUUACGCUUAAAACCGGAACGACCAGAAGAUCUCCAGUUUGAUUUCGAUGCUACAUUAUCCGCUUUGAGGGGACAGAUGAUAGCAAAAAUAGAAGAAGAAGAAGGACUGAUUAAAAGCUUAGAUGAAAUGCUGCAUAAGACUUCAGUUAGUGGAGCAGAACAUACGGCGAGCUCGGAUAUCUCUUUACCAUUUAAUUUGGCAGUUACACGUCUUAAGAAUCGAAUGACUUUGGUUGAAUCCGAUGCCAAACAACUCGCUAGCAAACUAAAAAUGAUUUCUAGUUUAGCAGACAGUAUUUCAGGCAAGGUCUUGGCACUAGAUGUAGCGAAAGGUCGAGUGGUCGAAUGCUUGCAGCGAGUCAACGAUUUGAUGGAUUUGCGUACGUGUGCUGACGGUGUACGUUCUGCAAUAGAACAAGAGGAUUAUGAAUUGGCUGCGAGACACAUUCAUAAGUUUUUAACGCUGGAUACAACAAUUUUUCAAAUGGGUGAUGACGGGGAAGUGAAAGAUGUAGGCCAGUCAAUGGGGAAGAGUUACGAAAUCUUGCGUGAAGCGACUAGUGAGAUGAAAUCAAUAAUCGAAAGGCGUUUUGAUCAAGCUGUAGAAGAGAAUGAUGUUGCUUCGAUUCAAAGAUUUUUCAAAUUGUUUCCACUGCUUAAUGAGCAUAGGAAAGGUAUCGAGCGGAUUGGCAGUUAUCUUUGUACUGAAAUCCAUCAAUUUGCAGAGCGGAAUUAUAAAGUAAUGCUGGCCGGUGGUACUGAUGACAAGAGAAUAAGUGUGCUUUAUGCAGAUGCACUGACAAUGCUAUUUGAAGGAAUAGCUCGUGAGAUACAAGUGUAUGAGCCACUGAUUGGUUCUUCAUAUGGUCCGGAUAAGUUGCUAUCGUUGAUUGAAAUACUACAGAAAGAAUGCGACAAAGAAGCCGAACGGAUCAUCGAUGCAUUCAUUAGGAACAGACAGUUUGAUAGCAAAACGAAAAUGAUUGAGAAAAUAACAAGAAACUCGGACAAAAACGCAUUAGAUAAAAUCGAUGCCUUAGAACUAGACGUGCUGUUGUCCGAAGUAACACUGAUGCACACGAGGACCCACCUUUACUGGCGAUACCUUAGGAGACGGUUAAAUAUGGGAAAUAUGAAGACUGAUGAGCAGCAGAAGGGAGUGGAUGAGGAUCAAAUAAAUGAUGCAAAUAAACGGCUUUCGGAAGAAACUAGAGCAAAACAAGAGUGUGAAAGAAGUAACAAAUUGGAUGAUUUGGUUCUGCGGUCGGUUCUUGGUACAAGGAUGCAGGAACUGUUGGGUCAGUAUGUUCUCAUGGAGCAGUUUUACAUGACGGAAUCAGUCGCAAAGGCAAUGACUUUGGAUUUCAAAGAAGUCGACAGCUUAACAAGUUCUAUGCUUGAUGAUGUGUUUUUCAUCAUCCGCAAGUGCGUAAGACGCUCUCUCAGUUCAUCGUCAGUGGAUUGCACAUGUGCUGUGUUAAAUAAUGGUGUGACUGUAUUAGAUGCAAAUUUUCUGAAAUAUAUAUUUCAGGGUGUCAAGAGUGGUUAUCCGGGCGCAGGUUGGACUGCCGAAGCAUACCAAACGGCACAAACAGCAUAUAAUGUUAUACAACAUGGAAAAAUGGUUACGGAUUCUGGACCCGAGAAGCUGAAAGAAAUUUUCUUGACUGCAUUAAACAACGUUCGUGCAUCUGCUGAAUGUACGAAAACAUUGAAAAAAGGAUUACAGGAAGAUUUUGAAAAGCACCUAACUGAGGUAAGUGAAGUUGAGAAAGGCAAGUUGGAAAAUGCACUCAGCCAGCUGGACGAUUUAGUACGGAAAUUCGAUAGUUCUGCAAAUGUUGGCGUUGAUAAAUUAUGCGCAGCUGUAUUUCGACCUAAACUGAAACCCGUCAUGGAGCUCUACUUGAGUGUUACUCACACGCCCUCUGACAGUGAAUUCGCUGAUUUUGAAGCGGAAGAUCCAUUCAUGAGUAAUUUCAUCGCAGCACUUGAUCGCCAGUUAGCAGCUUUUGAGCCGCUGCUUGUUCCUGUUAAUUAUCAGGAAUUACUGGUAGCAGUUUGUGCUGAAGUUUCUAUGCAGUUCGAGCGUGUGAUAAUGAAAAGUGUUUAUAAUCGACUUGGCGGCCUGCAACUUGACAAAGAUUUUCGUUCUUUAAGCUCAUAUCUGACGAACAUUGCUGGUUGGGUUGUGCGUGAGAAAUGUGCGAGAUUGUCGCAGAUAGUGUCCAUAAUAAAUGUAGACAGUGUUGGGGAGGCAGAAGAGUGCUUCCAUCAGUUACAGCAUCAUAAUGUUAUGCUAACAAACGAUGAAGCGAUGAAAGUACUUGUGCUACGAAUCGAUUUACCUUCUGAUGCUAUCAAAAAUGCUUCAUUUUAAUAUUCUACCUUGAUUCUUUUUAUUUUUUAUUUUUUCUUUUGUUCAGCAAUACAUGUCCAUUUCUGCAAGUUUUGGUUUCGGUCUUUUUUUAGAGUAAAUAAGGUUUUUUACGUGUUAUAUUCAUGCUUUUUUCUUAUUUGCUGUUUAUUCUGGUAAAGUGUCUGUUUGGUAUUCAGUUAUCGGCGAAAGAACUAACCGAAAUUUGUUGUUCUUAUUUUUUCAUUUUUUGCCGUCUCCUGUUAUUUUCUGUGUGCAUAGACAUUAUUGGUGGCGCAAGCUCUAGAUUCAAAUUAUAAUUUACAAACCAGC
This is a messenger RNA of Loa loa (African eye worm), 3109 nucleotides long. RefSeq lists its product as hypothetical. Lineage: Eukaryota; Metazoa; Nematoda; Chromadorea; Rhabditida; Onchocercidae. Bases 305 to 2800 code for a protein of 831 amino acids. The transcript has 22 exons. The record is from RefSeq and is a predicted model, not a curated record.